AUCCCGAGAGGCCAACAGUAUUACAUAACAUCUGUGUUGCUGGAGCAUUGCUGUUCAACCUCAUGCUCUGUUCACACAGAUACUACUCUGUGAGCAGCACAUUUACUCUGUCUGUGUGAUCACUCUGCUUUUGAAUUCAACAAUCAUCAUGAUCUCUCACACACUUUUUGGCUAUAUGGACGUGGCUGGUUGGCUCUUGGUUGGUUUUCUAUUGUUACUUUUGAUUGAUGUGGUUAAAAACUGGAGGCCCAGAAACUUUCCCCCUGGACCCUGGGCUGUGCCUUUUCUAGGAAACAUCUUCACCGGCGUUGACUUCAAAACAAUGGAGAAGCUUGCUGAGGAGUACGGCCCAGUGUUCAGCUUGAGAAGAGGCAGCCAGAGGCUGGUGUUUGUUUCUGGAUACAAGAUGGUCAAAGAGGCUCUUGUGAACCAGUUGGACUCCUUUGUUGAUCGACCUAUUGUCCCUCUGUUUGAUGUUGUCUUCAAGGGUCUGGGCAUUGCUUUGAGCAAUGGUUACCUUUGGAAGCAACAGAGGAAGUUUGCCUACACUCACCUACGUUUCUUCGAAGAAGGGCAGAAGUCACAGGAGAAAUUUAUCAAAGUGGAAUGUAGCUUCAUUUGUGACGCCUUCAAAGACGAACAAGGACGACCAUUCAACCCUCACUACACCAUCACCAGUGCAGUGAGUAAUGUCAUCUGCUGUGUGGUCUUUGGACAUCGCUUUGAGUACAGUGAUCCAACCUACCGCAAGAUUUUAAAGUUGGACAAUGAGGCUAUAAUGCUCGCUGGUUCUGCUCGGACUCAGCUCUAUGAUGCUUUCCCUGGUUUGAUGAAGUACCUGCCUGGACCUCAUCAGACUGUUCAUGCCAACUAUGCUGCAAUCAUGAAUUUCUUAAGGAAAGAAAUUGAGAAGCACCAGGAGGAGUGGAACCCAGAUGACCCUCGAGAUUAUAUUGAUGUGUACCUGUCAGAGAUGGAAAAGAAAAAAUCUGAUCCUCAGGCUGGAUUCAACAUUGAAACCCUUCAGAUUUGCACCAUUGAUCUGAUCGAGGCCGGAACAGAAACUACUGCAACCACUUUACGAUGGGGCCUUGUAUUUAUGAUGAACUAUCCACAUAUCCAAGAGAAAGUCCAGGCAGAGAUCGACAGAGUAAUCGGACAGUCUCGUCAGCCCACAAUGGCCGACAGACCCAACCUGCCCUACACUGAUGCUGUCAUCCAUGAGGUCCAGAGGGUGGGAAACAUUGUUCCCUUGGGAUUCCCCAAAAUGUCCAGUAAAGACACAGAACUGGGAGGAUACUUCAUACCCAAGGGUACAAGUACUACGACAAUUCUUUCAUCUGUGUUGUAUGAUAAGAAUGAGUGGGAGACUCCAGAUACCUUUAAUCCUGAGCAUUUCUUGGAUUCAAAUGGUCAGUUUCGCAGGAGACAGGCCUUCUUUCCAUUUUCAGCAGGUAAACGUGCAUGCAUAGGGGAAUAUCUGGCCAGAAUGGAGCUGUUCCUCUUCUUCACCUCGCUCCUUCAAUGCUUCACCUUCCGUCCUGUCCCUGGGGAAAUGCCCAGCUUGGAGGGUGUGAUGGGCUUCAGCCAAUCCCCCAAGGCCUUCAGGAUGCUCGCUGUGCCUCGCUGAUGUUCUCCACAACUUUUAUUGUGUAUUGUAUAUAAAAUCUCAAUUUUUUUUACAUUAUUAAAUCAACCAUAUUGGCAAGUGUCAUAAAUAUUAAAAGCCCUACAGUAAAUAAUGUAGCAGCACAAUCAAAUCUGUAGCUGCAGAAUAAACAAAUACAGUAGGUUCUCUCAAAAUUAAAUGCAUUCUUUCCAAAAUAUUUUAGUGACAAGCUGAGGUCUAUUUUACCAUUGCAGCAUCCAUGGCCCUGCUGCUGUUGAAAAAUGAUAAAAUUAUGAAAUUAUGAUAAUGAUAAGACUAUUUACAGUAAGCAUAAGUGACAAUACGGUUUACUGUAGUGCCUGUGUGUCUUUUUAGCAUUGGUAACUGUAUAGUAUGAAUGCACACCAUUAAGCCUUAGUUAUACAUUUUAUAUAAAGUAAAAAAGUCAUUCAAUAACUCAGUGUGAUUAUUAGUAUUUAUUAGAUUAUUAGUAUAAUACGGUAUAAUUCAUAAUUACCAGUACUUUAACAGUUUUAAUUAAAAUAUUUAUUAGGGUGUCACUGUCAUAAUAUUGUUUGUAAAAUGUAAGUAAAUGAUUUAAAGAUCUUUUAUUUAUAUGAGAAACUAGGCUGAGACACAUACUAAAAUCCAUUUGUAAUGUUCUGGCCCAAGUAAUUAAAACAAACCUUGUAAACCCAGAGUUUACAUUUGUAACAGUUGAAAGAUGAAUUUCGAGCCACAGCCGAGAUCGACUAAUGUUGCAGAUGAUCAACAGUACAAAUAACAAGGACAGUCACAACUUUCAGUAAUAACAGGGUCACUACUUACUGUAGGCGACUGUCCUAGAAUGACUGUUAACUGUAAAUGUGUGUUUGCAUGUGUCUGUGUGUACUUGUAUUUGCAUCGAUGUGAGAACCAGAAAAAAAAUUCUACCAAGGUGAGGACAUUUUUAGAAAGUGAGGGCAGUUUACCGUUUUCAUAACUUUGAAGACCUGUUAAAGGGGUAAGAUGUGGUUUUAGGGCUAAGGUUAGAGUUAAGUUUUUGUUAGCAUUAGUGCAAGAGUUACACGUUUGCCUUAGCUGUGAUGGUUAGGGUAAGGUACUGUAGGGGACUAGGGAAGGCAUUGUGUCGAUGGUGAAACCCCACUUUUAUGCAACCUCAAGGAUGGGUGUGUAUGUGUGUGUACCUAGUAUUUAUGUACAUAAAAGUGGGUACCAAAAACCUUGUUUUUCUACCAAAGUGGGCACCUAUGGCCAUUUGUGGGGACCCACAGCUUUGAAGGCCUGUUUGAGGGUCAAGAUAGACUUUUAGAGCUAUGGUUAGAAGAAGAUUUCUUUUUAGAAUAAGAGCAGGGGUUAUGGCUUUUUAUUAUGAGAGGCGGUAUACUCUCCAGCUUUGAAACCAAUCACUGAUCGCAUUCGGUUGACUCUUGGCCCACGCCUGGAUGAAUUAGGGAUGCCGUGUUUUAAGUUAGGCAUCUAGGCUUCCAUGUAGGCCACAACAGACUUUCCCUGUUUGAGCAUAGAUACGAAAGAAUCAAAGUAAUAAUAAUAAUAGUUAAACUUUAUUUAUCCCACUUUGGGAAAAUUAAUCUUUAAUCUAAUCUUUUUUCCAGCACUGGGGAGUUAGUGUAAAGUGUCUUGCUCAAGGACACACCUGGUGCCACAGGGUGGCUUAAACCUGGGACCUUCUGCCUCUGGGCCAAUCCUCUAUCUACUGAACUACCAGGCCACCAGACCACAAAGUAUAGGAAUGUACCUAAAGAAUUACGCAAGCUUAUCAUCAAGAGGAUAUGCAAUUUUGUAAGACUUUGUAGUUUUACUGUGGAAUUAUACAGUAUGUGUCCUUACCAUGUUGUGUGAAAGCAGCAUAUACAUCCAAACGUCCAAGCUCCAGCCUUGUUUUUAAAUUUUUAACUCCUAAAAUGUUUAAAAUGUUAAAUGAAUGUUUAUUGACUUGUGUUCAAACUGCUGUGAUAUUUUUUAUUGUAUCAAACUAAUACUGCCAAGCUUAAACAAUAAACAGCAAAAUACUGCUUUUAACA
Betta splendens (Siamese fighting fish) is the source of this 3654-nucleotide messenger RNA. Its product is annotated as cytochrome P450 2J2-like. NCBI's taxonomy places the organism in Eukaryota, Metazoa, Chordata, Actinopteri, Anabantiformes, Osphronemidae. The record is from RefSeq and is a predicted model, not a curated record. Gene Ontology annotation, molecular function: iron ion binding; heme binding; oxidoreductase activity, acting on paired donors, with incorporation or reduction of molecular oxygen, reduced flavin or flavoprotein as one donor, and incorporation of one atom of oxygen. Gene Ontology annotation, biological process: xenobiotic metabolic process. Bases 149 to 1630 code for a protein of 493 amino acids. The transcript has 9 exons. Gene Ontology annotation, cellular component: intracellular membrane-bounded organelle; cytoplasm.